AAUUCAUUGAUAUGAUUGUUAAACGUCAAAUAUUUAACGUCUUGUGUAGUGACAAAUCACAAAUUAAUUGUAUAGUGACAUUGUUUAGGAAAAAUAUGUCUACUGAUAGUCAAGUUUUACGAGAAAUUUUUCAAAAAUCCAUUGAAGUUAUUCAACCACAACGAUUAAUAAAAAAUGAAGUGAAGUUAUGUCAGCGCCAUCUUACAGUGCGUGAUCAAACUUAUGAAUUGAACAAACCCUGUUAUAUAGUAGGUUUCGGUAAAGCAGUAUACGGAAUGGCUGUUGAAUUGGAACAAGUUUUAGGGCAACACCUAAAGAGGGGGAUAGUUAACGUACCAGUGGGAAUAUUUGAAAAAUUUGAGAGGGUAACUGACUCGAAGAUUGAAUACGUUGAAGGAGCAAAGGAUAAUUUACCUGAUGAACAAGCUUUGAACGGUGCCAAAAUGAUUAAAGACUUGGUCGAUAACAUCCAGGAUGAUUUAUUAUUUGUAUUAGUUUCCGGUGGAGGAUCUGCCCUUUUGCCUCUUCCCAUUCCACCUAUAACAUUGGAAGAAAAACAAAAUCUUAUAAGGAAUUUGGCAAAAAGAGGAGCCGAUAUCAACGAAAUGAACUGCAUAAGAAAAAGGAUUUCUAUUAUGAAAGGCGGAGGUCUCGCCGAAUUGGCUUACCCAUGUAGGGUUGUUUGUUUGGUGCUUUCCGAUAUCAUUGGAGAUCCGUUAGAUUUUAUAGCCAGCGGCCCAACAAUACCGAACACUGAUUCAAGGGAGAUGGCUCUGGCCAUUUUAAAGAAAUAUCAUCUAUAUAACGAAAUUCCAAUAUCAAUAAAAAAUGUGAUAGAUAAGGAAAAGGACGGCACUCAAUGUCCGGUCGUCAAUGGUGAAUAUGAGCAUGUGAAGACAUACGUUAUAGGUAAUAAUAAAAUAGCUGCCGAAGCCGCUAAACAAGAAGCGAUAAAUAAGGGCUUUCAAUCAGCUAUCAUUUCGACUCAAAUCGAUGGAGACGUAGAGAAAAUUAGCAAGAUUUAUGCGGAAUUAGCACGCAACAUCGAUAUUGCAAUUAGCGAUAAUAGUAACAAGGGCAAAUUAAGAGUUUUUUUAGAAACUUUUUCAUACGAUUUGCGUGUCGAGGAAAGAUUUGUUCAGGAACUUCUCGAUAUGGAUUUUAAUAAAAAGAUGUGCCUUAUUUUUGCAGGCGAACCUACGGUCGUCGUAAAGGGUACGGGUAAGGGAGGCAGAAACCAACAAUUAGCCCUGGCCUUUUCGAUAGAAGUUAAUAAGCUCGGUAUAAAAGCGGCUGAUAUUUCAUUUCUAAGUUGUGGAACAGAUGGCAUAGAUGGCCCGACAGAUGCCGCCGGAGCAGUAGCAAUUAGUGAUUUUCUGGAACAUACCAAGAAUAUUAAUCCUCAGUUAUAUUUGGAAAAUAACGAUGCUUACAGUUUUUACCAAAAGUUUAGAGAUGGAAAGGAUCUAGUUAAAAUCGGUCAUACGGGAACCAAUGUUAUGGAUUUACAUCUUAUGAUUAUACACCCCAAAAAUACUCAAUAAAAUUCAUAUAGAGGAAAA
Molecule: messenger RNA, 1562 nt
Organism: Diorhabda carinulata
Lineage: Eukaryota; Metazoa; Arthropoda; Insecta; Coleoptera; Chrysomelidae
Product: glycerate kinase
Exons: 6
Coding region: 12-1544 (510 amino acids)
Biological process (GO): protein phosphorylation
Cellular component (GO): cytoplasm
Molecular function (GO): glycerate kinase activity
Source: RefSeq, a predicted model, not a curated record